UCCCCUCCUCCCCUCAGCCUCAAUCAUCCAGACACAGACGCAUGCAUGCUCACGCAGAAUCGCGCGCAGCAGGCGGAUGCGCGCAUACACACUCUCUUCCUCACACACACACCUACACACACACACACAUACUCACACACCCUUCCUGGAGGUGCUGGGAGCAGCUGCAGCAUUAGCGUUGAAAGAGAUUUGCCGUUGACUGGAGUUUGCGUCCCCCCCUCCCUCCUCUCACCCUCUCUCUCUCUCUCUCGCUCCCUCCUCCCUCCCUCACUCCCUCCCCCCGUUAAUGAAUGGAUGCUACGGCGACGAGCGCAGGAGCUGGUUCCGUUGGAUUGCGGGAAACGGUGGAUAUCUACUCUUGAAUUAAUUGAUUUAUUUAUCUCUUUCUAUGCUCUCCAUUUUUUCCACCACCCCACCCUCCGCUGGCGUGCUGUUGUCGAAAGGACGAGGGGGUCUUCUCGUGCCUGAUCGGAUAAAGAUGGAGGUGAACGUGGCGUCUCCGGUGCUCGGCAUACUACGGAGGUUUCACAGCCCGCUGGGCUGAAUGGAGCGUUUAUUUCUGGCUUCUUUUUCUCCUUGUGUUUUUUCUCUGAGCGGGCUCUUUUGUUUUACGGUGAGCGGCCGAGCACUCCUGUGGUGAAUUGAGCUAUUGUCGAGGACUGGGCCUCUUCAAGCUUUUUGCAUCUUUUGACCAUCCAUCCCUCCCUCCCUCCAUCCAUCCAUCCAUCCUUCCCCUCCCUGCCUCCAGCCGACACCUUCUACCCCCCCUCCCCCCAAAAAAGGAACGAGAGCACCGCUGAAACCUCUCCCCACCGUCCCUCCUCGCUUUCCAAUGCCCCAUUUCCCUCAUCUCUACCCCUGCCCCACCACCACCUCCUCCCUCCCGCUCCCUCCUCCCACAUCAGAGUGGCUACGUAAUGUGCCUCCCUACGCAUGCAAAUGGGGAUGCUACAAAUGGUGGCUGAUGUCGAUGAAAGGGUGAUGCCUCGCGCAAUCACCUGCACCUCCGCCGCUCCAGAUCAGCCGUGGAGAGCCCAGCCGCCGGUGACAGCCGCCCGCAGCGCCAACACGUUUGUCGUUCGUAGCUUGGAUGUAAAUGAGACGCGUGAAUGUGCGUAAAGGUGCACACUGGUUCGUGCCAUGUCUGGUGUGUGAUCGCUCUAGCGGGACGUUCUCACUGAUGCGGGGGAGGCACUGAGCCUGAGGUUGGUCGACCUCCCCCUUCCUCCCUCCCCUCCCCUCCUCCUCCUCCCCCCUCCUCCCCUACUUUUUUUUUUUAUCCCAGAAGCCCCCGGGGUGUGUGUGUGUGUGAAGGCCACCUGGUUAAAAAAAAAAAGAGAGAAAAAAAAGGGGUUCACGAUGAAGAAGAACCGCAGCGGGAAUCUGCGGCGGGCCUGGCCCAGCUCGGAGCUCGCCGAGCGGCCGCUGGAGCACAAUCUCUCCCGUAGCGAGAAAGACAUCCGUGUGCAGAAGCAGCAGCAUCUUCCUCCUCCUCCUCAUUUCUCUCCGUCCCCGCCAAGUUAUCGUGCGCCAGGUGACGUGUCUCCGAUCAGUAUGUCACCUAUCAGCCAGUCACAGUUCAUCCCGCUGGGGGAGAUCUUGUGCUUGGCCAUCUCUGCUAUGAACUCUGCCCACAAGCCUGUCAACCAGGAGGCACUGGUGGAGCACCUCACUGCCAGCUUCCCAGGCGUGCCUACACCCAGCUCAGAGGUUCUGCGACAUACCCUGAACAUGUUGGUGCGAGAGAGGAAGAUCUACCCAACUCCAGAGGGCUACUUCAUUGUCACUCCCCAGACCUACUUUAUCACUCCUUCCCUCAUCAGGACAAACAACAAGUGGUAUCACCUGGAUGAUCGGCUGCCGGAGCGCCAGCAGCAACAGCAACAACAGCAGCAGCAGCAACCUCAGCAUUGCACUUCACCUCAGUCUGCCAACGUCCCAUCAUCAACACCCGGUUGCCUGAGAGAAAGGCCUCCUCGCAAGAAUCACAGUGACUCAUACAAUUCCUAUCGCGAAGACCCGGCCAGACUUCAUGCCACUGCGCACCAAAGUAAGUCACCGAAGGAGCACAGGGGAGAUUCCUAUCAAAGCAAGCCACCCAAGGAUCACAAUGGCGGGGAUCCUCUACCAAGCACGUCAGCCAAGGAGCACCGAGGAGAGCCGCCAUCAUACCCCUAUCCCCCGGCUCCCACCUCCCCUCCUGCCCAGCAACCGCCGCCCCAAGAGCCAGCUGAUAAGAGCAAAAGCAUCACUUCUUUCCCUUAUAAAACUGACACUCUGACCAAAAAGAAAGAAGGAAGUGGUGGUGGCGGAAGUAGCGAGAAGCAAUCCAAAAGGUUUGGACUCCGGCUGUUCAGGCUGAGUUUCAAGAAGGACAAAAUGAGGCAGCUGGCCACCUUCUCAGCUCAGUUCCCCCCAGAGGAGUGGCCUCUUCGUGACGAGGACGUGCCAACAACGCCCAUUCCCCGUGAGGUGGAGAUGGAGAUAAUUCGCAGAAUCAACCCGGACCUAACAGUGGAGAAUGUUGCGAGGCACACGGCUGUGAUGAAGAGGCUGGAGGAAGAGCGAACACAGAAGAACAAGGCCGGGUCUUCGGCCCAGCACAGCGCUCGCAGCAGAAGAGGCAGAGGCCACCGGAGGGCUCCACAUGGUAAGUCCCGCUCUCACAGCAAACCCCGAACCUCCAGGGGAGAUCCGUCUGAGGGUUCAAACUGGGAUCUAGUGUUCAUGGAAAGGGAUUACCGCUUCUUUAGUCACUCAUUAGUUCGCUCGCCUCGGGAGGCCAUGUACACCUUGGAGCGCAGACGCAGUGGAGGCGCAACAUACCUGGUCCACAGCAACCCCAACAUUACUGAAUCAUACUGCCCUGUUACCCCUGAGUGGGACGUCUCUGGGGAGCUAGCAAAGAGACGGACGGAGAUGCCCUUCCCCGAACCCUCACGUGGAACAUGCCAGUCUAGAGUGCAAAGAAGUCACAGUCACAAUCAGGACAGGAAGUCACGUCACGAGAGGUCAGAUCAAGCUAAGGAACGAUCUCGGUCCAUGGACAACUCUCUCAAAGGUCCGUCACUGGGCGCGCCAGAAGACUUUGAACCCAGACUGGAGGAGCGUAGUCAUUACUACACUGAUGAUGGCACUCUGCGGGCCACGCAGAAGUCCUCCCACUACUCAAGGAUCAUGUUCUCUGCUGCUAAGUUCCACUCUGAUUUUAAUGUGCCUGAUUUGGGGAAAGGGAGUUUGGAUGAGUCAAGGAUCCGGAGUACGAUGGAGAGGAACAAAAGCAGAGACAGCUUGCCAACGUACAAUGAGCUAAUGGGACUAUCUCCUAAGCCCUCAACAGAUGAGUACUUCCAGUGCAAUACAUCAAAUGAAACAAUCCUAACUGCCCCUUCGCCUCAGGCAAAAUCAGAAUAUGACACAUUAACCUCAUCAGGGGGACUCCGAAAGGGCUCUCCGGCUGACCGCCAAACGCCUCACCUCACCUCUCCUCACACGAUGGAGUACAAAGAGGACUUGUCAACAGCAAAGGGACAGAACGGCUCAGCGCGACUGACGCCAAGCCAGACGCCGGAGCCGGCGCAAAAUGCCCGUUUGACGCCACACCAACACAAUGUAGAUCCAGGAGGGGGAGGAGGUGGUAUAGUGAUCAAGAGGAAAGAGAUCUUCAGCAAGGACACUUUGUUCAAACCUCCACACAAUGCCUUGUCCACUGGCUACGUGGACAGCAGCUACACCAAGUCUGGCACAUUGCGGAAAGCCUCACAUGCCAAAUCAACAGAGGCCCUAGACAAUCCUGAGCCCCAGCAGCCUUCCAAUUCAGCCACUCCCUCAGCGUCACCUGCAGUUUUACAGGGCUGUUUAGAGCCAACAGUCCCCUCCGCCUCCUUUGACUAUUAUAAUGUAUCAGAUGAUGAGGAAGAGGAAGAGGCAGAGGAGGACUCGCACAAAGAGUUGGCGACAGCAGAGGACAGCAAAGACCAUGGGGAAGGGGGUGGUAACGGUGGAGGCGGUGGUGGUGGUGGGGAGGGAACCAUGCAGUGGCUCCUGGAACGGGAGAAGGACCACGAUCUGCAGCGGAAACUGGAGACCAAUCUGACCUUACUCAGCCCCAAGGAGACAGAGAACAGCAGCAGCCAGAAGUCGGCCCACUCUGCCCGUUUGGACAGCAUGGACAGCAGCAGUGUCACGGUGGACAGUGGAUUCAAUUCCCCCAGGACACGUGAAAGCCUUGCAUCCAACACAUCCAGCAUAGUGGAAAGCAAUAGACGGCAAAAUCCAGCGCUGAGCCCCGGCCACAUUGGCUCCAGUAGUAUCGGACUGCCAUUCAGCUUUCGCGCCAUCCCAGAGCCCCCCACCACACAGCCUGAGAAACUCCAGAAGUCAUCGAACUGCCUGGCCUCCAUCACCAGCGUCUGACAGGCAGCACAGACUGAGACGGUGAAGGUGGUGGAGGCGAGAAGGAAGUGAGGGGGUUUCACCAUUUUCACCCUCGCUUUCCUCUACCGAUACACAUGAACACUCACGUACAUCUUCAGACUCCUGAGAAUCCAUUUACUGGGACUGUUAUAAAAACAGGCAUGGCUUCAAGAGACUGUUCCCACAGCUUCAAGAACUUAACUGCAAAAAAGAGAAGAAAAACUACAGAAUAUCCAGACCACUGUAGGUAAAGAAACCUACCCGAAGUACUUUGAUUUUGGUGACAUGGACUCUAGUUUGGCUUAUAUCAAGAUUCUUGAUUAUUGGUAUUGGAAAGUAGUAGACUAUAGGAUUCAAGUUACAUUUGGAAAUAUCAAAAAACUUUUUUUAUAUUGCUUAACAAUACAUGUCCAAUUAAAUGUUCUCUUUCCUGAAAUAGCGUCAAGUUCUUCAGGACGAUUUAAUGUAUCAGCACAAUGUCAAGAUAAUAAAAGUUGAUCCUGAGAACAACGAAUGAAAGAUAUAAAAACAUAAAUCAGCUCAGAUUUGUGUACCGCAAUGCAAAUGAUGUAUGUAUACUCAAUACUUUUGAUAUCCUAAUUAUUAUAAUGGUGGUAUUAAAGAUGCUAUGUGACCAAAAUGUUUGGACAAAAUGAGCCAUACAUCAACACCCGCAUGGACAUCAUUAUGGUGAAUUUCACGUCUCGACUCCUAAAACCAGUGGAGACAUGGUGCAUUUUGGGAACUGUAGGCGGAAUUAGUGGACUGCAGCAAAUUUGAGUGUUUAAAAGAAGCUCAAAUGUCUAGUUUUUUAAAAUUUUAUUGGUAACGCAAAUUUAUUUACCUGAUUAGUCAAUUCUAGAGUGGGAGUCACAUUUGAAAUAUGAUUCCAUCAUGAUGAGCCUCAACACCCGUAUGGACAGAACAAAACACCACAAAUCAGUUUCACUACAGGGCACAUCUGUCUGAUCUGGAGCUUUAGAUCGUUUCACAUGAUCAUCCUCAGCAGAAGAUUAAUUUGUCCAUCUAUGUUUUGUUAACAGCUGUUUCGUGGGAAAGUUAAAUAUUAGCUUUCAGUCUGAUGACAGGUAUUAGCUGAAAUCAGAGGAAGUUAAAUGCAAACAAAUUAUCAUAGGCGAUCCUGAUGUCAAUAGUUCUGGUUUAUAUUUCUCUUCAUCCUGAGUUUCACAUGUCAACUCCUCAAAACAGUGGAGACAUGGUGCAUUUUGGGAACUGUAGGCAGAAUAAGUGGCCUGUAGAAAUAUUGGGUGUUUAAACAACAGCCCCAACAACAAUUUUCUGUUUUUUGGUAAUAGCUUCCUCUGAAAUCCCCGGAUUUAUUUACCUGAUCAGUCAAUUCUAGGGUGGGAGUCACAUUUGAAACCACAAUAUAAUUCUACCAUGAUGAGCCACACCUCAAAACCCUCCUGUACAUUACAAAACAUCACAAGUUUCACUUAGGGUCCAUCUGUUGUCUGAUCCAGAGCUUUUGAUCGUUCCAUAUGAUCUUCUUCAGCAGAUGAUGAAUUCGUCCAUCUAUGUUUUGUUAACUUCCGUUUCGGAGGAAAGCUAAAUGUUAGCUUUCAGUGUUAUGACAGGUAUUAGCUGAAAUCAGAGGAAAUUAAAUGUAAACAGUUGUGAGGUUCUUGAAUUAUCAUAGGCGAUGCUGAUGUCAAAAGUUUCGGUUUAUAUUCCAUUUUUCAUCCUGAAUUUCACAUCUCAACUCUUCAAAACAGUGGAGACAUGGUGCAUUUUGCGAACUGUAGGCAGAAUUAGUCAAUUCUAGGGUGGGAAUCACAUUUGAAACCACAAUAUAGUUCUAUCACGAUGAACCGCACCUCAACACCUGCAUGGACAUUAUGAAACAUCACAAUUUCACUACUGUUGUCUGAUCUGGAGCUUUUGAUAGUUUCAGACGAUCGUCCUCAGCAGAUGAGGAAUUUGUUCAUCUAUGUUUUGUUUACUCCUGUUUCAGGGGAAAGUUAAAUAUUAACAUAUUAAUUAAUAUUUUCAGUCUUUCCAUAGGUGUUAGUUUAAAUCAGAGGAAUUUAACUGUGAGCAAUCGUAAGGUUUGUCAAGUCUCAAAGGUGGUGCUGAUGUCAAAGUUUGGGUUUAUAUUUUAUCCUGAAUAUCACAUCUCAACUCUUCAAAACAGUGCAGACACGGUGCAUUUUGGGAACUUCAAUUGUCUGUUUCAUGGAUAACAAUUGAAAUCUCUGGAUUUAUUUACCUGAUUAGUCAACUCUAAGGUGUGAAUCGUAGAUGAAACCACAAUAUGAUUCUACCACGAUAUGCUGUUAGCAAUAGAGUAACGAUACAGCAAUUCUGCAAACACUGCAAGACAAUCACUUAACCGAGGAAGAAAAAAUACCCCGAAAAAAGGCAAAAAAGCAGAAAUUAUGUAUUUAUUCACCGCAUUGUGUUGUCAUUGUGUGUGCGUAUUAUCAUUUUUAUUCAGUUCUAACAAUGUGUUAGCGCUCUGGUUUGCUUUGGUUAGUAUAUUUCACUCUACUUUCAAGUGCCACCACAUGGAGACAUGAAGUAGGGACUCUGGUCAGUGAGGGGAAUCCUGUUGGAGCGGCUGCACGUUUUAUAAAAAUAGCAAUAUCUGGUACUAGAGUAGUGAUAAAGUGUCAUACAGCUUUGGAAUAAUUACUGGAUCUUCUGUGUUUUCCUCUUAAAGCCAUAAUGGAUGUUGUUGUACUGAUUCCAAGCCAGUUAGCAACAAUUCAGUGUUCCCCUUCAUUCAAUUUGAAGACGGCUUUCUUCGUCAUCUCAUGCAUCUCCUCUUUUACAUUUUGUUGAGUGAUGAUUUAGUUUGGAUUAUCUGCUGACUUAAAAGAAUAAUCUUGCAUUUUCAAAAUGUGCUGCACGCAGUAAAUUUAAAACAAUUUAUUGCAUGUAGGAAAUUAUAAGACUUUAUUUUAAUCACUCUGAUCACAUUCUAAUAGAAUUAUCAUUGUUGAAGGCCAGAAAAGAAAACAAAGUGAUUUAAUAAUUAUUUCCAAAGCUACCAGAGGACGUUAUAUGAUAUAUUGCCGUAUUGAAAUUUUGUCCCACUCCUAAUCAGUUCAUAUCAAAUUCAACAACUGAGGUACUAUUUUGUAAAGUUUAUUAUUUUGUAGCAUCACUGUUUGCCUUUUUUUAGUUGGUCACAUUCUGCAGACUGAAUAAUUAGUAAAGAGAACAAUCAGAGAAUAAAUCAAUCAUAUUUAGUGUUA
Amphiprion ocellaris (clown anemonefish) is the source of this 7637-nucleotide messenger RNA. RefSeq names its product storkhead box 2a (gene stox2a). The record is from RefSeq and is a predicted model, not a curated record. Gene Ontology annotation, molecular function: DNA-binding transcription activator activity, RNA polymerase II-specific; RNA polymerase II transcription regulatory region sequence-specific DNA binding. The transcript has 4 exons. Lineage: Eukaryota; Metazoa; Chordata; Actinopteri; Pomacentridae. Gene Ontology annotation, biological process: positive regulation of transcription by RNA polymerase II. Gene Ontology annotation, cellular component: cytoplasm; nucleus. The coding region runs from base 1360 to 4416 and encodes 1018 amino acids.